Mytilus trossulus (common blue mussel) is the source of this 10667-nucleotide messenger RNA. RefSeq lists its product as uncharacterized. The transcript is spliced from 11 exons. Gene Ontology annotation, biological process: regulation of transcription by RNA polymerase II. Gene Ontology annotation, molecular function: RNA polymerase II transcription regulatory region sequence-specific DNA binding; DNA-binding transcription factor activity, RNA polymerase II-specific. Gene Ontology annotation, cellular component: nucleus. Lineage: Eukaryota; Metazoa; Mollusca; Bivalvia; Mytilida; Mytilidae. The coding region runs from base 271 to 4830 and encodes 1519 amino acids. The record is from RefSeq and is a predicted model, not a curated record.
AAACAUGUAAAAGAAAUUAUAGUUCAUUUGGAAUUUGAUAAUAUUUGUGCAUACUUAUGAAAAUAAAUAGUUUGCAGCGAAGAUUCUUUCAUUUCAUUUUAACCAAUGGAAGACGUUGGAAAAACAAAAGUUACUGUAUGCUAAUUAGUAAAGCGCCACCUAUGUAGUUUCAUGUUGACCAGCAACUGCCUGUCUGAACGAGAAAACAGCUAUUUACGUCGAAAUUUGGUGGAAAUAUAAAUAUUUGAUUACAAAAUGGUUCAUUGAGCAAUGUCCUCGGACCAAGAGGUAUGUGAGGAACCUGACCUUGGUGUAGAAACAGAGGAAAUCAUCUGUGAAACAGUUUUUAUAAAAUCAGAAGAAGACGAACUCGAAGAUGAAGAAGAUGACACUCCGUCUGAAACAUAUUCAGUCGAGGGACAGCGCCCUGUGCGUCCUGUUGAACGGCAGAAGAUGCGUCCUUGGCUGAUUGACCUGUUAGACAAGAAUAUCCUACCUGGAUUAAGCUGGCAGAACAAGAGAGAGAAUAUUUUCAGAAUUUCUUGGAAACACGCAGCGCACAAUUGUUUCAAUCGUAACCGAGAUUCUGAUUUGUUUGAACGUUGGGCUUUUCAUACAGGGCGCCAUCAUGAGGGUAACCACAAGCGUUGGAAGGCCAACUUUCGUUGUGCUCUAAACAGUCUUCCUGAUGUGAUGGAAUUAAAAGAACUUGGUGUUAGAAAGGGAGAUAAUGCAUUUAAAGUUUAUAAGUUUCUUGACUCGCCAGAACCCACAAUGAAAGAGAAGAUGGAAAUUAAGCGGAAAUACAGUCUCAUGGCCGGUAUCAAACUUGACGAAUCUCAUUCAGGAUCCUCUACACCAACAGUAUCCACAGCACCAAGCUCACCAGAAAGAGAAGGAUCGUCAGGAGUGGAUGGUGGUAUUCAGACAUUACUGAAAGCGAUAGAGCUAAAAACCCAACAACAAACAGACAUGUCAAAGACUCCACAAAAGAGAGGUUCGACAGGGGGAACAACCCAGACCAGAAGUAAGAGAGCUAAGAAAGACAGUAGAGAUGAUAUACCAGUAGAAACAGAAGCAACAGUAGUUAUCUGCAGUGGGAGGCCAUCACCAGCUUCAACCCCAGGCAGUGAUACGUUAUCAGGUGUACAGAAAAUGCCCUAUAUAACAGCUAUUGAUCCGACGUCUGGAAUACCCUAUGUCACAGCAGUGGACCAGAAGACAGGGAAGUUAACCCUGGUUCAACUCCGGAAGACAGAUUCUCCAUCUGCUCCAACCACACCGACUGGGAGAUCGGAAAUCAUAAUCCCUUCUUCCAAAAUGGUUAUGGGUCUUCCAGGUCAGGGUCAGAGCAUUAUGGCCAUCCCACAGGCUCAAACAAUCACCUCGACAAUAAAAUGCGGAGAACAUUUUAUGACAGUACCAAUGUCUGUGGCAGCCUCACUUCAGAAAGAAACGACGACAGAAGAGAAAGUGACGAUCCCAGUGCAACUGUUGCAGCAAGAGUUGCAGAAACAAGCACAACAGGUGCAGCAGGCACAGCAAGGUGUUCCCAACUUGAUCAACCUGGGAAAUCUUUUUGCUAGCAACCCAGCGGCAGCCCUUCACCUUGCCAAGCAGAUGAGUGCCAGUACAGGGUCUAUCCCUAUACCAGUCCUAGAACAAAUCAGUCAGGCACAGCAGAAGAUGACAGAGCGAUCUGUACCUAGGACUGUCAUUCAAACAGAAGUUCAGCAAGUGAGAAUGGUAGCUCCUCCUCUUGUAUCAGAAAGUCUACCACCAGUUCCUCAGUUGAAUAAGAACAUAACCAGCAUUGCAGCAGCACUGAGAAUGUCUAUACCAAGUACCCAGCCAUCAUCACCCUCUGUAGUGACUGGUAUCUCUAGUCCUAUUCAGCAACCAGUCAGCACCACAACACUGGGUCCUGGUCUUGCUCAGGACCCACAGGGUAUUCGUAGCAAGUUAGUCUCUCGUCUGAUGGUGAGCGGUUCAUCCAUGACCAAUCAGAGUCCAGGUGUAAGAAUGCCUGUCCAGUCCCUGAUGCCAGGACCAACCUCAACACCACGCCCUCGUCUGGAUCAUAUUCUCGUAAAACCAAAUCCUAACUUGACGUUACCAAGCACUCAUCUGCAGCCAGUCAGGACAAGUGAUAUAGUUGUCAUGUCAACAGCUAGUAGCUCUAGUCUUGACUUUGUAACUGGACCACCAAAACUAAUGACAGCCAUAAGUGAGAGGACAAUAGAUUUGAAUGCCAAUAAGAGUACGUUAGCUAUUCCUAGUACAUCAACACAUCUAAAAAAUAGUAGAGAAGCAGAUGUUGUCAGUAUAGGAUCCAGCCCGUCUCCUGUCUGUACUCCAGAACUGCGUCCAGAUAUUUUGGACCGACAGCUAACAAUAGAACUUUCGAAGAUGGAAAAAGAUCCAUCUGCUCAACGGAUGACGGAAGAAUCACAACAUUAUUUAUGUCUCUGGUGCCAGAUCAACUUUGAGAAGAAAUCAGAUCUACUUCAUCAUUUCCUUCAGCUCCAUCAGGACAUGUUAGUUGUCCCUGGUGAAUCGGACGGUCAAGGUCAAAUAGAGGGUAACUUUGCCAUGCCCACUUCAACCUCUUUGUCAGCAGACGACAGCUUGGCAAGACCAAUAACUGUACCAGAUGUCUCUUCAACUUCCUCCGACAUUAUGGGGGCACCAUUUGAAAAUCAAGGGGAUGAUGAUGACGACGAACCACCUGUUAUUAUUGAUGUUAUGAUUAAUACAUCUCAGCAUCAAAGUCAGAUGAAUGUUUAUAAUCAAGCAUCUUCAACUGUGUCACAGUCUUACUUGCAAGAACUUCCAAGACAGCACAGAAAAAAUCCUGAGAUUCCAACAGACGAGCUGUCAAACACAUCAACACUAAGUGCGGCAGAGAGUUUAGAUUCUAUUUCUAAACCUAAAUAUUCUUUAAACGAUUUGAUAAAAGCUUUAAGUCAGAGCCUUGAACAAGAGCAGGCAACCACACCUCAACUUUCUGUUAUGCUUUCUCCAUCUAUAAAGCAGUUCAAUUUGGCACAAGCCACUGCAUUACAAUCUGACCCAGGACUGUCGGGAAUUCCUGCUACUGUGGUGACUGGAAUGUCUGGGAAUGUAAGAGGUAGAGGGCGUGGCAGAGGUAGGGGAUCUUCUAACAGAGGGCGUGGCCGAGGACGUAGAAAGACAGCUGACAUUUCUCCAGAAAUGCCUUGUCUGAUACCUGAGGUACCUAAGGACAGGAUCUGUUAUGAUAAUCUUCCUGAAUCAUCAGAAUCUGGUGAAGAUGAAGGCCCGCCAAAAAUAACAAAAGUGCGUCCACGCAGGGCACCAAGAAGUAAACCCUCAACACCAGCCAAAAGUGUAUCAAACACACCAGUUAUGUCUCCCUUACCCUCAGAUGAACCAUUUAUACCCGGUCUUUUAUUUCCAUCAGCAAAGUCUGUUGAUCAGGCUGAGACGGGAGACCAUGAUGAUUCAUCAGACCAGGCAAUUCAUGUCACGGUUAAAAUGUACGAAGUAAACGGGAAAACAAUAUAUAGGUGUACCGAAUGUAACAAGGAAUUUUCUAAAACGUGUACUUUUGCUCGUCAUGCCAUGCUCCAUUCUAAAAUGUAUCCAUAUCAAUGUGGAAUAUGUGAUAUGAAAUGUGGAGACAUGCGAAUUUUGCUGCGUCAUUUAGACCAACAUGCAGAAGAUGCUGACUGCCCUUGCCAGAAAUGUGACCGAAUGAGCAAGGACUUUUCGGUAGAAACUCAGAAGAAAGUUAGUGCUGCAUUUCAUUUUAAAUGUAAUAUAUGUGGGAAAAAAUUCUUCAGCGAUUAUGCUUGUAAAAUACAUGUAAAUACACACAAGCGAAAAAUGACAUUGACAUGCGAUCAAUGUAAAUUGGAGUUCCGCUGUAAUAAGAUAUUAUCUAGGCAUCGUAAAGCUGUUCAUGAUACACAGUUUUGUCCCGUUUGUCUUGAAACAUGUACAAAUUUGAACAUGCACAUGAGACAGCAUGUGGGCUUUACUUUGUACAGGUGUGGACUAUGUAGUGACGGGUUUAAUAGUCGUCCUCAGCUUCACGAACAUCUGAAAAUACAUACACAGUUAGGAGCAACUCGACCAGUAUCAGGGUCUGCUUCAUCGUCUGCUCCCAGAUCUGUUGCCAAGGCAACCCCAAGUACUUCAUUUGCUGCAUCAUUUCAGGAGCAGAAAAUGUCAAAGAUUGAAGAAAUGCUUAAGGAAGAAAGAGAAGCUAAAAUUGCUACAGAGACCUUGAUGGCAUUAGGGAACAGUGGUGAUGGAAUUCCAACUCUUGCUGUUCCCCCCAAAGUAGAGGAAGUUAAAAAUGAACAAGGCACCAGUGGGGAUCAAAGUCCAACAGAUUUUAUUGUUAGAACUGGGGAAUAUGAGGAUGAAGAUGGGGAAAUUGAUGUUCACGUCAUUCCGAAGAGAAGAGGGGAACGUUUCAAGUCAAAAUCUAGCGAUAUCAGCGAAGAUAAGGAUAUCAGCAUAGAACCUGCAGUGGCGCCCUCACCACGGCGACAGGUAGCAAGAAGAUGCAAAUGGCAUGGAAAUGAUUCUUUAUGUGAAAGGUGUGACGAAACUUUCGUGAAAAAAAUGUCAUCAAAUCGUAAAAAACGAUCUGCCACUAGAGGGCGACGAGGAAGCAAAUCUCCAAGAAGUGAUGUGAGUGAUUCAUUUAGACUCAACUCUGAUUCACUUGACUCUCUCAAAAAUUUAGGAUUUACUCUGCCCCUUGCUAAUUAUAUCUUAAAGGAAGACAGCAAGCCGGCUACUCCUGAUAAUUCUCAAGUGAUUGAAUUGUCAGAUUAGGGGAGGUAAUUUGAUAUAGAUUUUAAAGGGAGAUAAUUUAUGACAAUAUUGAAAUUCAUCGAAAAGAAAUGUUUAAUUACCAUUUCAAAAAACUUUAAAGAUUUUUAACAAAAAUAUUAGCACUAUUUCACAGAAUAAUUGAAAUAGUUGUCAAAGAUUUCAAAGGUAUCGUUAAGAUACAAAAGACGGAUAUGAAAUGAUUUUAGAUGUAAAGAAGUGACUUGCACUGCUAUCAAAGUCAUAACUUGAUAUAAAUGUAUUUUUCCUUCAACAUUUCUUUUAUUAGAUAGAAGAUUACAUUCAUAUAUUAAACGAAUAAUGCAUUUUUUGUUUAUUGUUAUAUAUGUAUGGUUAGGGUUUUUGUUACAUUUAUAAUAUAUUCAUAGCUGUUUGUUUAUUAUUCACAUAUUUUAUCAUUGUUAUUAUUCAUACAUGACAUAUAAUAUAUCAAUUUAAAAAAAUGUAGAUUUUAGUACGGUAUGUAUAAUCAUUGAAUGAAUUUCUGUAUAAAACUUAAUGUGUGAUUUUUAAAGUGGAAUACACAAUUUGCUUAAUAUAUAACGGGUAUUAAAUAUCUUUAUUAUUAGACCAUCUUGCUCCUGAAUUAGUUGAUUUUUUUAACAAUUUUAUUGAAUUAUUUGUUUUAAGGGCAUCAUUUAGACCCUUUUGAUUUCACUAGUUUUCAUUGCAUUAUUCCAUUCAGGGGCAUAGCUAGGUAUCAAAUCAACUGUAGGCACAAGUCGGCAGGGGGUUUGGGGGACGCUUAAGGCUCCCAACAGGUCCAGGGCAGAGCAUUUUAGUUGCAUAAUUUUGUGUACAAAAAUAUCAUUUUUACUGGUUUUUAUCAUGGUAAUAUUCAUGAAGAAAAGUUCGAAGAAUUAAGAAUAAUUUUACAUUAUUAAUUAACACAUGAAUUAACGUAGUACAAUAAAAAGUCUGAAGAAUUUUUUUUAUUACAAUAUGCUCAGUGUAGAUCAGACUAGUUUUAGAUUAAGGUCCACAGAGGGUCAAAGGAAAAGAUUUUCAACUUUUUUGAACGAAUCUUUUUACACUUAAAAACAAUAAAUUCUUCUCGUAUGCUGAUUGAUAUCAUUUUUCUUAUCUAAGAACCUUACACUCAAAGAAAAUUGCUUUAAUUUUUUUUCAAUCGGCAAUUUUAUGUAUAGGCACUUACCUAGUUGAGCCUUAGGUAGCUAUGCCCCUGCCAUUACAAACUUCUUGAUAGAGAAAAAAAUCACUAAAAACUGACAUUACAAAAAAAAAAACAUUUUGUUUUUGGGACUUCUUUGUAAUUAAUACGAUCAAUAAAAUGAACAUCAGUUAUUCAAAAUAAUUUGAGUCAAGCAAAACAAAAACUACCAUAUUUGGUUGUAAUUUCUAUUUUUAUUUUUUUAUUUUUUUCCCCACAUCUUUUAAGUAAAAAAUGUUAAAUUUAUUGUUAUGAGUAUGUUUUGUGUAUUUUUAUGUAAAUAAUUAUUAUUUAUAGCAGAUUUUUUUUCUGAGUUUAUGCCAAAAAGGAAGUAUGCAUACAAGUUGAGUUAAUUAUAUUUAUUUCAUAUAACUUGUCAUGUAUCGAGUAUGUAUGCCAAAAGAAAAUAAAUUGUCAGAUGUGACUUACAUAAUAUGUGCAGAAAAAUUCAAAAAUCUGUUUGUUGUGACACGGAACAUAUAUACCUUUUCCAGUUGUGACUUUUUAUGAAAAUGUCAUACAUUUCAAUGAAAAACAGUUUUUGGCAUUAUUUUAUGGCAAACAAAUAAGUAUGUGUGUUUACUGUCACAUGCUGAUAAAAGGGAACAGGGUAGGCAGAAUAGGAAGGGACUUUUUAUUUAUUUUUUAUUAUAUUUUUACAUUGAGUCUAUAGGAGCAGCAUUGUGACUUUAGCAGUGCUUAAUAAAAAGUGGCCAAAAAACUUAAGUGGAGGGGAUGAAAAUUAGGGUAGGUAGGGAGGGGUACAGUAAACACACAUACUUAUUUUUGGCCUUAGAAAACAUUUAUUUGAAAUGGAACAUAUCUCUUACAUUGACCAUAUUAGACUGUAAUUUCACGUUCUUAGGUUAAGGGCAUUGUAGAAAAUGCAUUCAUAUUACAUGAGGUACUUAAUCUUUGUAAUUGUCCAUUUUAGAAUCUAUAGCAUGUGGGCAUUAUAAACAUAGAUGUUAGACAUGUAGGUUGUGAAUGGGGAAAACCUCAGGAUAAAACUAAUAACAGGCCAGUCAAAUCUUAAUUAAGCAGAUAUGAUAGAUUUUCUUUCAUUUCAAGGAAAACACUAUUCAGUGUCCAUCACAUUCAAGCUAUAUUACAUCACAUUACCAUAAUGCUGUGGAGUGGAGAGUUGUGUCAUUGGCAAUCAUACCACAUCAUAUUAUUUUUAAAUGAAAUUCCCUGUACUGACUUGGUAGAAAUCUUUGAGAUUAAUGAGGGCCCUCAUGGGGUUUUUGAUUAUGUGAUUACUUGGCCGUUUUUUUAAUGAUUAUUUGAUUAUUAAGCCAAAUAUUUCAUGAUUAUUUGAUUACCUAGGACUGUAUUUUUAGUUUAUGAUUAUUUGAUUACUAAAGAUAAGCAAAUAUUUAAUGAUUAUGUGAUUAUAUUGGCAAAAAAAUGGUGAUUAUGUGAUUACUAGGACCCCCCCCCCCCCCAUGAGGGGCCUCAUUAAUUCUAAAUUGGGUACCAUUUAGGCAGCUUAGUGGUUUAUACAUACUUUAAAUUUAGAAAUUUAUUGCCAUAUUUUUACAUGUGAAAAAUUGCAUCAAGAUACAUGUCUAAAAAAAAACCUUGCAUUUUAGAUUUAGUAGCAUUAUUUGAACUCUAAAUUUCUUAAAAUUGCAAUAAUAUAAUUAGGCACACAAAAAUUUCUGUGUGGCGUUAAUGAAAUAGAUUGUGCUAGUAAAACUCUAAGGUGGUAUGUUAUAUAGUAACUUAACUUUUUUCUGUAUUUAUGCAUAUUUUUGUAAAUACAUGUACAAUGUAUAACUGAAAAGUAUCUGUUCUUAACAUCAGAUUUUGUUGGCUGGAAUAAUAUAUGUUUUAUAAACAUCUUAUAUGUUCCAAGUUUUUAAGUAUAUUUGAAAAUCAUUUUCUUUAUUUCUUUGAAUGUUAGAUUUGUAAAUUAAAUUUAAAGCAUCUCUGUUUUGCAAACUUUUUAUCUCUUAGUUUGAAAGACUUUCAUCACUUAAUUGUUCAAUGAAUGUGUUUCAAACCUUGAACUACCCUCCACUUCUAGAAACUUUCCUAAAAGCAUUUGUUUUAUCAAUAAAUUUAAGAUAAUAGUUCUUCAGUCUAAACUUUCCUGUCGUUAUUUUUACUGAGUUUCUUUUCAUAGACAAAAUCUGUUAAAAAGUUAAUGUCUAGUACCCUUCAAUUACAUUUAUGUGUCCACCAACCUUAAAUCUGUACCAAAAAAAAAGGUUGUAGACUGCAGCAUAACACAGUUUUUAACCCUUGGGCAUUACGCUAGUAAUGGAGAAAAACUACACAGGUCUUUGGAAUUCUUACCCAUAAAUUGAUAAUUGUUAAAAUAUAUAAUUAAAGGUUAUUAUAUAUGUUAUGUGAUAACUGUUUUUGCAGUGUUGAAUUGUUAAUGUUUACAAAGCCUAUGUUUUAAUUUAAAUCUGUUUUUGGAAUUGAUAAUGUAGAAUCAUUUAUAUAGUAGUGAUGCUUUAGUAUGAAUUUUGUAUAAGAUUGUUAAAAAAGCAAAUAUAUCAAGGUAGUAUGUUGCAGAAUGGAAAAGCUGAAAGAAAAUGAAGAAUGAAUUUGACAGCUUUGAUUUUUUUUUAAGUCGCUAUGACGGUGAUUUUUCUGUCUCUGAAAGUAGGCUCAUGUAUAGAAAAAAGUUUUUAAAAUGAAUUUGAUUCCACACAUGUCUGUGUCCACACUUUUUCAAAUGUUUCAUUAUUCAUAUUGUGAUGUAUAAAGGUAGCUGAUUAUGUUCUUUGGGCAUUAUUUAAGAUUGUCAAACUGAUUCUGGUGGAAUAAGAAGUGAGUAAAUGAAAGUCUUUUAUUGUUUUAUCUUUUGCUCUUUUGCUCCAAACAGGUCCAUUUUUAUUUUGUAUAAUAAUCAGAAUAAAGAGAAAUAAGGUAAUAAAAAAGAAUUCAGAAAAAUGUUUUCACACUUUGGCAGAACAUCAGCUCUUUUUUUACUCUUUCAUUAAUCACACCAAAAUAAGCAUCUGACAGUAAAAUAUUUAUCAGAAUUAAGUUCAAUUAAUUUAAAUUACACUUUUAUACAUUUUAAGAUGCAGAAUUUCAGAACCUAGAAAUGUUUGGGUAGAAAAUUUAUCAGGCCACACAAUAAAGUAUGUGUGUUAACUGUCACAUGCUGAAAGAAAAACAGGUUAGGAAGGUAGGCUGGUAGGGAUUUUUUUAAAUUUUAAUUAUUUUUUUUCACAUUGAGUCCAAGUGAGCAAGAUUGUGACUUUAACAGUGCUUAAUCAAAAAUGGCAAAAAAAAACUUUAGGGUAUGUAGGGACACAGUAAACACACAUACUUUUUGGUUUGUCUCAGUUUAAAUAUUAUAAUUGUUUGUUAAGUAUUAAAUUGUUCUUGUGAUAUAAUAUUGAAAAGCUACCUGCUUUAAUGUUUGUUUUCAACAGGAUUUUGAAUGCAGUAAUUUACUUUGAAAAAAUGUGAAAUGGACAAAAAUAAAAGGGGGGAUGUGAUUUAUCAAUGCAUUUUAUACACAUCAAAAGAAGGUAUUCUAUCUGAACAGUGCUAUAACAUCAGAAUCAGUGUUGAAAGAAAUGUUUUUUAAGAUGUGUUCUCUUUACAUUUGUAUAUAAAUUAUUUGUAGAUAGAUAUUUUAACCCAGUGUGAGCCAAAGUCAACCUUUUUAAACUGUAUUUAAGCUUGAUUCAUUUUGUCUGUGAUUCUUUGAAGUUUCCAAAAGUCCAGCUGUAUAAGUAAAAAGUCUAUACUAAAAACAGAAAUAGUUGAUCAUAACUUACUUGAAACUUAGUACACACGUUCCCAAUGAUAUGAUCAUUUUAAUUCUAAUGCAAAAUUAGAGUUUUUAUACAAAUUUCACAGUUCACUGAACACAGGAAAUAAUAGUGUGAGUGGGGCAUUUCUGUAAUAUGGACACAUUCAACAGGGUAAAUUUGUAGAAUUUGUUUCUUCAAUGAUUGUAGUCUAAAGUAGUUCUACUUCUGUAAUCCCUAGCUAGUCUACACUAAGGUUAUGAGUUCGAAUCCUGCUCAUGUAGAUGCACUUGACUCCAAUCUUAAUUGACUAAAAUUUUCAGUUUUCCUAUGAAAGGUUGUGGUUUUCUCUGGGUAUUCGGGCUUCCUCCACCAGGGGCGUUAAAACAACAGACAUCUUUCAAUCAAUAAUUCAAAAUGAAAUCAGUACAAUGGUCCAAAUAGAUAUGGGGGGUCAUUAUUUUUUUGCAAAUUUUCAACAUUAUUUUUACAUGCGGUGUAGAUAUGAAACAUGUCUCUCUCCAAGCACAGGCUAUGCUAUUGCAGUCUGACUGGUUUAUACAAAGCUGUUUAUAUGAGUUUCGGGAAAUCUCAGACUAAAGAUAUUGUUGGAUUUUUUAUAAAGUCCCAAAGGUCCAUACAUAGGUAUUGGCAGUUUUAGAAAUCUCAGACUAUAGAAAGUCCCACUGGUCCAUUCAAACUGUUGGGAGCUCAGAGAAUCUCAGACUUGAUGAAUGGCUGACUAUUUUAAGAUUGCAUGUUGAUGUUUAUCUUAUUUAGAUAAAGAGUAUUACAUGUGUUCUAAUAUGUUUUGUCUUAAAAGAUAAAGUAGUCAAAAAGAUAGCUGUACAUCUUUAAAAUAAGGUUAUAAGUAUGAUACCAUUGUUUUGCUUCUUAGUAAAAUAAUAAAAGAGUGAAAUAUU